UUGGGAAACCUGGCAACCCUGCAGCACUGCUCACAUGAUCUGAAGCUAACGUUAGCAGAACAGCACAAAUAUCACUUCUUUAUUCCUCUUCUGGGAUUAUAGUUUAAAACAUGUCGACGUUUACAGCGAGUUUGAUCUUUUCUGUGCUAUUUCUUGUGUUUGGUGCUGCGCUUGGACUCCUGGGAAAUGGAGAUAAAUUCCGACGAAAGGUGUCUGUAGAGUUUAAUCCCGGUCUGACUCCUCCGUGGGUUCUUCCUCCUGGAGUGAAUCUGGUUCAUGUGCGAGGUCUGGGGCUCAAUGACACACUUCACUUCCUGCUGUGUAAUCAUGGAGCUCCAGCGCUGUUAAUGGUUCACACGAACAGCACACAGUCAUCAGUGCAGGUGGACUGGCCCUCCUUCAUCAACCGUAGUUCACCCAGCAGCCUGAAGGUGGAGCCGCAGACCAGUGUGCGGUACAGCAGAGCACUAGUGUUCACCAGAGUUUGGGAGUAUGAUGAUGUCAAUAACACCGCAGACCCCCAGCAGACCGCCGAGUCCAGCUUUUACCCUCCAUACGAGCUCCAGAACUUCAUCUGGUCAGACCUGAAUAAAACGGACAAUCAGUCGAAUCUCACAUUACAGCUUUGCGGCGGAGAGAAAACGGAGAGCUUCGUCAACGGCUCCCUCUGUCUGCAGUUCUCAGCGUUUGAGUCAGUGGGUCGUGAUCAAGCCUGGCCGAGUCUCCAUCAUAACGCUAACUCCUCGCAGCUUCACGUGUGGCUGAACGGCGUGACGCCGCGAGGAAACCACUCCAGAUUCGCUCUAGAGUUUCAGUCUGUAGGCGACUUUGGAUUCGAGGGACGAGUGGAUGUUUACAGCUCCAUAGACGAUGAGUACACACCCUCCAUCUUCAAGGUGUCUCAGUGGGUGUCAUCUCCGGUGAACAGCACUGGUGUUUGGGGUUAUAAUCAGUGGAAACCCGUGGCGUAUCGUAAAGCCGAGCCGGUGUUUGAGGACGCCACCCCGUGCAAACACUCCCAGCUCGUGUCCAUGACCCACAUCCCUCAGUCCCGUCUGGUUCAGGCAUAUUUCACAGAGGAUCCUCAGACGUACGGCCUGAACAUCAGCUUCGGCAUCGAUAAAGACCCAGCGUUUUACAGCGACACCAAAUACAUCAGCUGGACUGUUUUAGUGGGCCUGGGCGAUCCUCCAGCAGAUUCGUUCUCCACGUUAAUCAUUAUCAUCAUAACCGUUGGACUUGGCACUCCUCUGGUCAUCAUUAUCGUGGGUGGAGUGUUUGUUUGGCUCCGCAAGAGGAAGUCACACUCUUCAGGCUACGAGCCAAUCAACUGAGACCUUAUGGUACAAGCCCCGCCCCCAAUGCACACACCUGGUUCCUGACUGGACCAUUAGAAACACGUUACUGACCAUUAAACACUGCUGACCAAUUACACAGACAAACUCUCUCCAGAUGGGUUUGGAUUUAAAAGUGUUACAUUGAUAUUUUUUACAGCUUUAUACUUAAACCUCAAUGGCCAGUCGAUCCAAAUCAAACCUAAAAGUGCAAAGGAGUUACUAUUUGAUUGUUUUUACGCCAUCAUUUUUCAUACUUGUGCCAAAAUCCUUCUUGUAAAAUUGCACAUUUGCAAUUGCACACAAAAAAAUGCACAUUUUAAAGAUUUAAAGCGUUAUUUUCUCUUUAAUCCUGAUGCAAAUGCUUUCAUAUUUAAUCAAAACUGCACUGCUGGAGGUUCUCAGGGAUUCUCACUAUGUUUGCUUUUGAUGUUUUUAACAUAACUGUGGAUCAUGCGAUAAAGACGAGUUGUAAGCGUUGGUUUGCACCAGGAAAUCUUUCCUUUUGUUGUUGCCUUCAGUGAUUUAUA
This is a messenger RNA of Carassius carassius (crucian carp), 1864 nucleotides long. It is a transcript of the gene glmp, whose product is annotated as glycosylated lysosomal membrane protein. The record is from RefSeq and is a predicted model, not a curated record. The transcript is spliced from 6 exons. NCBI's taxonomy places the organism in Eukaryota, Metazoa, Chordata, Actinopteri, Cypriniformes, Cyprinidae. The coding region runs from base 111 to 1334 and encodes 407 amino acids. Gene Ontology annotation, cellular component: lysosome.